UAGGUAUGUGUAUUUAAACAACACUAGCCGACCAUGAACCGACUGUUUACGGCAAUGAACUUAGAUGCCAAUCUCUAUAUCACAAAACGUCAACUGUCACUGUCAAAGACGUCUGAAGAAGAUGCUAACCUCAAUCUACGUUAUUGACGUUUCAGUUUGAAGUAUUUUGAAUAAUUUAAAAAAAUAGAUGUAAGCAAAUGAACAUCCGCGAAAAUGUCUUACAAUAGUAGUGUAAACAUAUCUGUUGAGGCACCCAUAGAAAACCAAAUACAAGAAAUCACGUACGAUGGCACAGAAAUCUACCAACCCCCUCUGACCUUAUCAGAGAGCCUCGCUAAAUAUGCUCAGAAAAUAGACUUCAGCAAAACAACAGAGGUAGACAUAAAGAAAGAGGAAGCUGAAGAGGCUAAAAGCGAUGCAGACAAUAAAGAUGCAUUGCAAUCAUCUUUAUGGCCGUGGGAUUCCGCUAGAAACAAAUUAAGAAGCGCUCUACAAGAGGUUUGUGUAUUAGCAGAUGUUCUUGCUAUAGCCAAGGAUAAAAGGUAUUUGAUCCUAGAUUCUGUGCAACAAGAACCUUUAGAAACCAAACCUAUGGUACAGAUAUAUGCAAGAAAGAAAGCAUUACAAGGUGCUGCAAAUGUUCUUCUGACUGGUGCGGAAAAAUUAAAGACAUCUCAAAAUGAGGCAGCUAGAAAUCGGGCUACACUAGAUUUCCAUAUAGAGCUAUUGAGGUUAAGGCAAAACUGGAGGUUGAAGAAAGUAUCCAAUACAAUAAUUGGUGAUCUUAGUUAUAGAACUGCUGGUUCUAAGUAUUUACAAACAGGUACAUUUGAAGUGACCAAAGCUGAAGAUGAGGAAAAACCUGGUAGUCCUCCUACUAGUCCUUUGCCAGCUGGAUCAGCUCCAAGUAAGCCAGCUAGUGCUUUGAGAGUAUCGAUCCCAUCAGAGCUACAAGGUGUAGCUUACAUUGAGGUGCUAUGUCAAAAAGAUCAAGAAGACUUGUGCAGUGCAAAUAUAAACCUCUUAGGAUCUGGACCUCCUCCAUCAAACCCUGAUAUGCAUUGGCAGCAGAAGCUUGAAGCAGCACAAAAUGUGCUGUUUUGUAAAGAACUGUUUAACCAACUUGCUAAAGAAGCAGUACAAUUGCAAGCACCCGUACCACACAUGGUGGUUGGCAACCAGAUUAUGGCCACAGUAUUACCUGGAAUCCAGCUGAUCAUAGGAUUGUGUCAUUCAACAACUGGUGACAAGAAGCAACCAAAUCCUCCGCCGGCAAAAAGCGAGCAUGAUCAUGUGUUGGAACAUUCCCUUCAUCAACUUUUGCGGGAAGUGCACCAUAGAAAUACUCACCAUCCAUUUCCACAUCCAGCAACUGGCCCUUUGGGACCAUCUAAAAAGCGAAUGAUGGCUGGUCCUAUGGCAGCAGAUAGAUAUGAGCUGUUGGAGAUGACAAAAAGUGAAACUCUUUUAGAACAAAUAGUGAAACAAGCUCAGCAUUUUAUAAUGAGAAUGAGAACCGAAUAUGUACUGGAUACUAUAGCAAAAGAAGUGAAAGAUCCAUUGAUCAGUUCUCACUGGAAUACCUUGAAUAGCCCAACACAGUCUUGUGUGAAAAUCAACAUUUCAACACAUGGAUAUGAUGCUCUGUGUCGCACGCCGCUUGUGAUACAUGUAGGAGAAAAAAGUCUGAAAUGUAUCUGCCGGGACGGUAAAGUUAUGAACAUGAGCUAUGAACCACAGGAACUCAGGGAUCUCAUAUUCUGCCAUAUAAACCAACAUCAAAUACUAGCUGUUCAGGCUCUUGCAAAAACCAUGGGCUGGCAGGCAUUAGGAAAUUCUAAUCAUCUAGGAACUGGUUCUGUUGAGCCCCUGGGAAACGCUAGCUCCUGCCUUCUGUCAUCUCCAACAGGAGACAGAAUUAUUGCUGUCAGAUGUGAACCUCAAGCAGGAACACAGGUUUCAGUAGCUCACACUCCAAGGACGGACUUUUUCCCUAGCCGGUUGGUAACAGAGAAGAAAUGGGAACAUUUAGGUGGUCAAUUCAGAGAUGUGAGGUUAGAGAAGAUGGAGGGUAGGAAUUUCCUCCAUAAAAUGGAACUCCUCAUGGCGAGCUUAACUAGUAAUUCUUAAAUAAAUUAUUUAUUUAGGCAUCUAAGACAUGUAUUAUACGUCAAAUGUGCAUUAUUAUUUAUGCAAGUAUCGGUUUCAUUUUCUAAUGAAAUAUGCAACAGGAAUGUAAGUUGUAGACAGUGAAUAAUCACGAAUCACGUUGGUUUAACUUUAUUGAAAAUAUUCCUAUGAUUCCUGUUCCUGACAAGUAAGAGCCAAUACCUUUGAAAUUAGUUUUAUGAGACUAUGUAAACAAAUUUUACCUGAAUCGUUCAAAUGUAGAGGUUUGUUCCGCGAUUUUAGCAAAUUACAGUAAAACUAUCAGAAUCAUUUAAUAUCUCCAUCUUCCUCACACAUAUACAAGCCGCGUGGGAAAAAGAUUCAACAUCCGUUCAGCACAAGAUUUCCAUAAUAUGUAAUCACUUUCCUUUAAAUCAUAAACUGAUUGGAUUUUAUAAGGAUCAAAACCCAUUUUUUUCUUCAUUAUGCCAUGCUGUGUUGACCUAGGGAUUCC
Molecule: messenger RNA, 2623 nt
Organism: Acanthoscelides obtectus
Lineage: Eukaryota; Metazoa; Arthropoda; Insecta; Coleoptera; Chrysomelidae
Source: the annotation of a GenBank genome assembly